AUGUCUUCUAAACUUGGAAAAGGUGCUAAAUUAUCAGCCAAAAGGCGUGAAGAAUUCUUAAAAAUGACAGCCGGUAGAAACAUCACUCAGCUAGAUACUGAGCGGGCAGCUGCGCACCUGGUCGAAUCUACUGGCUCAACAUCAAUUCCUCCUCCAACAACUUCAGAUGAACAAGUUACUUUAAAUACAAUUAAGGAUAUGCUUCUUGAGCUAACUGAGAAAGUGAAUAGAAUGGAGCGAAAGAUUUCUGAAAUGGAUAAACGUAUGAUAGAAGGUUUAAAUCUUUCUAAUGAAACUAAAUAUAUUAAAAUACAAUUAAAGGAGGCAGCUGAAGAAUACCUUAUAGAAAACGAAUCAGAUUUUUAUGAGUCAAUGGAAGACAUUCAGUGGAAUGUUUUUUAUGAAGAUAAACUAGCAAAGCCG
This is a messenger RNA of Ambispora leptoticha, 423 nucleotides long. The record is from the annotation of a GenBank genome assembly. NCBI's taxonomy places the organism in Eukaryota, Fungi, Glomeromycota, Glomeromycetes, Archaeosporales, Ambisporaceae.